AUGGCGAUGAAUAAGCAAGCUUUACUCUUCGCACUUUCCUUUCUACUUUAUUGUUUUCUCCGCCCUCCCAGCUGCGAAUGUACAACUACAGAAGAAAAGUACUACAUUGUUGGAGUGAAUACAUUUCUUAUCGAAGAGGGGAGGGAUUUAAAUGCCCCGACUAGGAGCCCAAGCGAGUGCAACCCCUGCAAGGAUUGUUCUUCCAAUGCAAAGUUCCCCAUGUAUGUCCCCAAGCAAUCCUCCUCCUAUAGGUCGGUGUCUUGUAAGCUCUCGAAAUGUCCACCCCUGGGAUCUGAUGCCAAGGACUUUGAGUCAAAGUGUGACAACUGGGAUACCUGCACUUACAGGGACACUAAUGGUCUUGCCCAAGGAUCCGAGGGAGAUUAUAUCACAGAGACCCUGCAGGUGGGUGACAAUACCUUGAACGAGUUACAUAUGGGAUGCGCCUAUAGCUUCACUCCACGCAGGGACUAUGCAACAUCUGGGCAUUUAGGAUUGGGGUCGCUGAGUUUAGGGAAGUAUUCCAUUCCAUCUUCUGUUAAAAUCUUCACACCCAUGCAAAAUGAGCCCCAGUUUGCUUCAAGUGCAUACCUCUUGGGACUGGAAGGUAUCAGCGUGGGAUGGCAACGCUUAAGCAUGAACAUGCAGGUUCCUGGUGCUCUGCCCACAAUAACUUUUAUUGACACAGCAAUAAUGGCUACCCAGCUGGUGAAAACUGUGUACGACGCUUUGAGAUCAUCCUUCGAGGAAAAGAUGAAGACAUACGCGCCAGCUAUUCAGCCCGCCUCGCCAUUCGGAGAAUUUAAACCGUGCUACCAAUUAUCCAACAUAACAUCUGUAAAAUUCCCCACCUUUACUCUUCAUUUCAAAGGCAAUGGCAAUUUCGAUGUUCUUGCUGUGGGAUCUCUGCUUCAAGUUGCGAAUGAUGUGGUGUGUUUCCCCUUUCAACAGUCUCCAAAUGACGCUGUGAACAUCAUUGGGAAUGUCCAGCAACAGGGUAUCACAGUGGCUUACGACAAUGUAAACAACAGAAUUGGCUUUGGCCCUGGCUCUUGCUGUUGCAAUGUAAUUCUUACCAUCACCUUUUAA
Molecule: messenger RNA, 1089 nt
Organism: Cryptomeria japonica (Japanese cedar)
Lineage: Eukaryota; Viridiplantae; Streptophyta; Pinopsida; Cupressales; Cupressaceae
Product: aspartyl protease family protein 2-like
Exons: 3
Coding region: 1-1089 (362 amino acids)
Biological process (GO): proteolysis
Molecular function (GO): aspartic-type endopeptidase activity
Source: RefSeq, a predicted model, not a curated record